This is a messenger RNA of Bemisia tabaci, 2592 nucleotides long. RefSeq names its product centromere protein I. Lineage: Eukaryota; Metazoa; Arthropoda; Insecta; Hemiptera; Aleyrodidae. Gene Ontology annotation, biological process: mitotic sister chromatid segregation; CENP-A containing chromatin assembly. The record is from RefSeq and is a predicted model, not a curated record. Gene Ontology annotation, cellular component: inner kinetochore; kinetochore.
UUGGCGGGAAAUUUUGCUUCAGUUUGUUUACAUACAAAAGUUUCGGACAAGACACACAACGCGUAGUCAUGAGAUUAAAUUUUAUUUUUCUUUUCGGUGUAGUUACCAUUUCAAGUGAUAUUAACAAAUCAUCUCGCUCUAUUUGACUUGUAAUUCAUAUCGUCUAACAGCACUGCUUUCAAAUCUUUUUUCAUCCCUUGGACUCACCCUGAUCUCUGCAGGGCAGGUAAACUAAUCAUGGAAGACUAUGACAUCGCGUUGCUGGAGGAGAAAAAGAGAAGCUCCAUCCGAUAUUUGGAUAAUAUCUUGUCUGGUAAAGAUAAAAUUGGUAGCUACACAGCUUUCAGUAACAGCUGUGAAGGAUUGGUCGAGCUUGCAAGGGUGGCAGGGCUGGAUGAAAAUGAUCUGCUGGAAAUUGCACGAGUUCUUACAGAUCCUAAUUUAGAAUUCAGACAUUUUUCAUUCUUACUGGAAUCCUUAAUACCUGAGCAAAAAAUGUCGGAAAAUGUGGUUGAUGUAAUGCUACGGUGGCUUCUACAACAUUGCUGGGAUGACUCACAGGCACCCAAGUGCAAUGUCUUGCUUCAAUGGUUCGCCAGCGGCAUUUUGAAUGGCUUGAUUGAAAAGGAUUUCUUACAAACUUACUUCCUCAGCAUAUUUUUUAUCAUCAAGAAAUUCAACCUGAGCAAGGCUGUGUGUAGUGUUAUUUCGCUCAUAGCAGAAUGUGAUUAUUUUAUGGAGUCUCAUAUUGACAUGCUUCUAGCGCUCCAGGAAAAAUGUACCAAAGCCAAGACACCACCAAUGCACUUUACUUAUCUUCUGAGGUUUAUAAAAACGGUGAGACCAGACCUAGUGCCUUUUGAAGUGAAGAAUAGAGCAGGCCUCACUGCGCUAUUAGACAAAAAUAAGUUCUAUGAGCCAAUGCAAACUGCGAGACAACGCAUCACCGGUGAAAGUGUUUUAGAUUGUCUUGACAUUCCCUUUUCCAACCAGUGGGAAGAAGAGUUGGACCAGGAUCUCACUGUUAACAAAAACAUCAGUGUAUAUAUGAAUGAUAGAAACAAGCGCCAACAGAUAGAUACUUUAACAGCUCAAGCAUUCUCAAGAGCUGCUUACAAGCCAGAAAGCUGGAACAAGAGAAUCAAAAUCUCAGAUAUAUCCAGUUUUGAAGAACUGGGGAGGAAUUGGAAUCUCCUUAUUAUUCCAGAUAAUGCCAUCUCUCUUUUGCGAACAGAGUAUGGUCUUUUUGUGCUUGCUUUUGGCCAAGAACAAUUGCAGCAACGCUUUGCACACACCCUGUAUUGGAGUUUACGUAACCACAUUAUUCUGAAGCAAGCAUCUUCAGAAGAUGUGAAGGUCCUUCUCAAAUUGUUGGUUCGGUGCGUAACAUUCAUGCAGCAGGGCCUGUCAGUUGUAUCACAAUUUUUACGCUCAUAUCUUCUGUUCUGGAAUGGUCUUGAUUAUCGACCUCUCAUCCUCAAAUUAAUUUCAUGGAUUACUUUUGACUCCUAUGAAGAGCUGGCUCGAUCUUGCCUUGGGCCCUUGUUCAAUUUGUUUUUGACAACCCCUGUUGAUUUCAAGUGCCAAAUACUUCAGUGUUUAAUUGACCUUUUUACAAAUAUGAUUAAGCACACUCUAGGAAGACACCAAAAAAAUGUGCCGUAUCUUUUUCUACCGGAAACAUCAGCGCCAAUGUGGAUUUCAGAACCCCAAAGUGUAAUUUUAAAUGUUAUUGAAUUCGUAGAAGAAAUUAUCGUAAUAGCACUCCUGCAAGAACCUGGUGAUAUCGUUUUACUCAACGCAGUUUAUGACUUCUAUGAGCAGGUGCAUGAACUUGAAGUGGAAUACCAGCUAGGAACAAUGACUGUUAUUCCAUCGUUUUUAGUACAUCAGUCUUUACUCAGCAAUACUCUUGAGCUUCUCAACAGAGCCGCGAAACUUCUAUUGGGUUACAGGAAAACUCUUGAAAAUACGGAUCUUGAAGUCUUAGCAAAAGAUUUUGCUCAACAAUCAAAAGUAAUUGAAUCAAACGUCAAGGACAUUUAUUACACUCUCACUAAGUGCAAGGCCUCAAAAACAAAGCUGAUUGAUAACAAUGUGAGAGAUUUAGUGCCUGUCAAUGUCGAUGAAGCGUUAGCACAUCCUCCAAUGCUGAUCCCACAUUUCCAUUAUUUAAAGGAGUCAUCUCAGACAUUUGAGGCUACUAAGGAUUUUAAUGGGCUGGAGGUUUUCGAAAUAUACGCCAAAGAUCUUUACGAGCUUCUGUCUCUGUGCCAAAGCAACAAUGUAUGAGCUGAUAAUUAGGUAUUUUCUCUCAAUUUUAAAAAUUUCUCUCAGUAGAAUCAUCAAUUUUUCUCUUAGUACUGAAAAUCUAAGGUCAAUGUAUCGGGGAAAAAAUGGAGAUUGUUGUGCCUAAUGUGAGUACAACACUGGAAGGCUAAAAAUUGCUUUGCUCUCUUAUCUUCCAGUUCUUAUGUUUGUUAAAUAGAGUUUAUUAAUGAUAGAAUUUUAAUAAUGUAAUAAUGAAUAUUAGACACGUCAGUAACGACUCUUUUCUUUUAUUUUUUAAAUAAAAUCAUUGUCAAAUUUGCA